This is a messenger RNA of Acaulospora colombiana, 3676 nucleotides long. Lineage: Eukaryota; Fungi; Glomeromycota; Glomeromycetes; Diversisporales; Acaulosporaceae. The record is from the annotation of a GenBank genome assembly.
AUGCGUCUCCGGAUUGGCAAUGGCAACAAAGGCGUUGUGAUCGAAGGCGUCGACACCCAGUUUGGAUUAGACAAGUCGCUCAUACACGAUAGGGUCACAAACGCGGAUUCUUAUGAAUUCUUGUCUCAUGGCGAGCUUCAGAGCUUGCCCACGGACAUGAAGAAGAACCUUUCGACGCUAGAUCUGAGCCAUCUAUAUACCAUAGCAAUGGCACAAAACGAAAGCUUUCAAUACGUUUUAUUUAUCUGGAACGCUGGAUAUUUAUUCAGGAAAAAGGCCAAGCUUGGCUCGUACCCUAUUUUCGCCCUCCCGUUAUCAGGGCAAAGGCGUAGUGAAUUUCAACCCCAAGUUGAAGAUAUUUCACCGUCUUUCGAUCCACAAGAGCUCGAGAUUGAUGCACUAGAUCAUCUUGCAUUUGCAUUGUUACAUGCACAGAAAGAACACCGAGCUUUGCGAGUGGCGACCACCCUGACCCAAAAGGAACCGACGUCGUUUCGGGGAUGGCUACGCCUCGCAGACAUAGCUUUUAAACUGGGUUCUCAUAAACUGGCGAUGCUCGCAUAUGGUCGUAUCCUCUCUCUACAAGACGCCUCUCCCAAAGUGCACUCUCAUGCGCUAGAGCGCAUUAUGGCGACGGCUUCGCAUACGGAGUGGUCACACAUAUUUCUCAGAGAAGAGAUGGAUCAAUUACCUCCUAGCUUGCAUGGUCCGUUAUCCGAAACCUGGCCGAACGAGGUGCGAGAGGAAAUCGGCGAUUCGUAUGCCAACAGCAUUGGACCCAGAUGGGAGACGAAAGGACCACUCCACCUAUUCAGUAGUUCUGAAGGUUUGGAAGGUAGUGCACUCCCACUCCACUUUCGGUGGCUUGUCCCUUUUCGGCUAGCCAUUUCCUCUCCGCCUGUCGAUAGUCAACAAUUCCAGAAUCUAUGCUCUCCCCAUGUGAACAUUCGACAUCUGAUUAUCCUUGAAGAUCGGUCUAAGGUUAAUGAAGCAUGGGUACGGUGUUUCAAACAGACAUAUGUCCCCAUGCACACGAUGCACGUUCCGACCCUUGAACAAAUUGAUUGUAUCCUGGAUAGCCUCUCAAUCUCUCAACUAUCCCCAACCUUGAUCUACUCCAGUGGAUCUGAAUUUACAGCAGUGGUCGCAGCAUGCUAUCUAGUUGCAUACGGUUUCAGUUCAGCUCAUGAACGAACAACCCCUGCGAUGCAAGUGUCGGAUGUAAUCUCUGCACUUGAUGCAUUCCACCCAUUCUCUAUACAAAAAUCGGAGCAAGAGAACAUGGUCACACUAUGGGAGCGGAGUAUUUGGAAAAGAAACUCGGUCACCCGCGUAUCACUCAUGGAACCUCCUCCGUGCCCUCUAGAAAUAAUAGGAGAAUUCCCGCGCGAUGCUGAUCUUUUCGUACUGGUCGGGCUACAAGGCUCGGGAAAAUCCUAUUUUACAAGGGCUUUGAGAGCUCGUAAGCCCAAUAGUUGGAAAAGGGUGAGCCAGGACGAGAGCGGAUCUCGGGCUCUAUGCGAAACAGAUAUUGGACGAGACCCAAUGGGCAAGAGGGUGUUGCUAGAUCGGUGUAACCCUACUAGCAAGGAUCGUGAAAGCUGGCGUCGUUUGGCUCAUUGGUCGUCGAAGCCAGUGAUCGUGUGGUUCGAUUAUCCUAAAGAAGUUUGCCUUUCGAGAGCCCAAAGGCGACUGGAGCAUCCGACGCUUCCUCCUGGGCUGAGAGUAAACACCGCAGUCGCUUCUACUCUGGCCCAGUUCGAGCCACCGGUACACCCCUCUAAAGAAGGCUUCCUUGGAACAGCUGUCAUCCGCUCUUUCAAGGCGUGUCAAGAACUCAUCUCUCUUUUGUCCCCACCCGUAGAGCUGUUCAAGUUCCCUCGCACCGCUCAUCUGCUCAACUUGGGAGCAGCGACGGAGGACGACCUCCACCAUACACCAUCCCAUGGGUCCACCCUAUCACCUUCUCUUGCCCUCGAGUCGGGUUCACGAAUCGUCAUUACCGAGAAGAUAGACGGGGCUAACCUGGGCAUCUCGCUGAACGAAAAUUCUGGCAUCGUGGUUCAAAACCGUUCCCACUGGGUUAAUUCUAAAACCCAUUUCCAAUUCAAAAAGCUCGAUCUAUGGGUCGAAGAGCACCGCGAGGACUUGUACCACAUUUUGGCAGUGGACGACAUGUUUCCCCAAAGAUUUGUUCUGUUUGGAGAAUGGAUGGUUUGUGUCCACUCGAUCAACUACACGAGUCUCCCGAGCGAAUUCUUGAUAUUUGACCUCUAUGAUCGCGUGACUGCCUCGUUUACAUCAAGGGACGUUCUAGAGGCAAAGGUAAAGGGGACAAAACUUCAUCUAGUUCCACUGAUGGAAACGAGGCAAAAUUCGCCAGAAUAUUCUGACGGACAAUUGACACUGCCCAGUGAUGAAGAGCUUCGCCUCAUGGUUCAACGACCCUCGCAAUUCUAUAGUGGUCGAGUGGAGGGUGUUUACGUCAAAGUUGAACGUGGUGGCCGUGUUGUACACAGAGGAAAAGUGGUACGAGGUGAUUUCAUAGCCGGAAAUGAGCAUUGGACCAAAGGGCCUCUGAGCUUGAACGGCAUAGUAAAGGGUAAAGGGCUAGACCAUGAUUUUCACGAAGGUGGUACAGACUGGGCGACUAAAAGAUAUGCGACCCUCUUUUUUUUCAGACAAAUAGCCACAUCUUGUAUCUUAGAAUUUGCCCAGUGCCCACAAUGGAUGGCCAUCGUUCUGUUCUCGGAAUACCCGCGACUUGAUUGGUUUACAUGUUCAUGUAAGGAGCAAGCUUUGGCGCUUGGGACAACCGAAUCCAAGUGUUUUUACCUGGCUCAGUUCAACGGUCCCAACCUUGACUUCGACCUCACCCCAUCAGGACGAUUGGAAUCCAAGUACGCGCGCGCAAAACACGAUCAAAAACGUUCGCUGAGCAUUGUCUUCCCUUCAACAGCCCUUCGUCGCGUCGUGCUCUCCUUCCUUCAUCCCACUCGCCGUAUCCUCCAGAAAAUAUCACCUGCUCGCCCGCUAUCGUCAUCCGAUAAACAAACUAUUCCGGCUCCUUCUGAGCCCCAAAAGCCUGUUAUUCAUGAAGAUCAGAGCGCAGGUCCCGAGUCAGGUCCGCUGCCGGUUAAUGGUGAGACUGCAGUGAACGGGGUCGAGUCUGGCCACGAGCAUCAGUCUUCCCAGCCAUCUAGUGCCAUUCCUAAUGGAAUGCCAUAUACCUUUGGUCCUCCAGGAGCGAUGUAUGGUGUUGGCCCUCCCCUGGAAAUGUAUCAAGGAGGACCAAAUGUAAAUGGUCCACGUAUGAUGCAGCCAAUUCCUUAUCCCUACCCACCUUCUCAGUCUGGUCAGCAAAACCCCGCGAUGCCUCCCAACGGUUAUGCGUUCCCACCGAUGAUGCCUCAUCCUCCAUCGGCCAACGGCGGUGUUUCCCCUUCCAGCCCAACCUCCGCAACGCCUAUGCAAAUGCCCCCCUAUGCUUCUCCUUAUGGAAUGUGGUAUCCGGCUCCCCACGGAAUGGCAAUGCAGGCCCCCCCAGGCGUAAUGCCGACUACUGGAAUGCAUCCCAUGAUUCCAGUGGGACAUUUCCCUCCCCAUGGUGCCAUGUACCCACCUCCUCCGCAACAGCAAACUGUUGGGGAUGCACAAAACCCUGGUGAAGUUGCCA